Messenger RNA from Stylophora pistillata, 1297 nucleotides. RefSeq lists its product as uncharacterized. The record is from RefSeq and is a predicted model, not a curated record. NCBI's taxonomy places the organism in Eukaryota, Metazoa, Cnidaria, Anthozoa, Scleractinia, Pocilloporidae.
AGCUUGGCUAUCACUUAUAUUUAGUACAACCCACUCAAAUUUCAAAGACAAAUUUCAGCUGACGUGAAUCGAGCUCACUUGAGGUACUUAGUCGAUCUGCAGCAAGAGCCAACCACAGUCACCUCAAAAUGAAUCCAAAGCUGUGGCUGACUAUCAUGUUUCUGAUUUCCCGGAUUGGUAUACUUGACGCUACUGGUCAGUGUCUUGAGCAGGAACGAUCGAUUGGUGGAAUGUACCUCAGAGGUCACACGUUUAAAGUGUAUCAGGUUGGUUUGCCUGUGGAGUGUUAUUUCCGGUGUGAGGAAGAAGUCACGUGUCAGAGUUACAAUGUGGUAGCUGGCAAAAACGUCUGCGAACUGAGCAAUCGUACAAAGGAAGCAACACCAGAAGAUUUUAUUCCAGAUCAGGAGAGAUUUUACAUGAAACGUUCUAGAAACAGAGUUCCCCUCGGAUCCAUCGAAGAACUUCCAGCUGAUACAUGCAGUGAGAUAAAAGCGAGUGAAGGCGACGAGAUGGCUGACGGAAAAUACUGGAUCUACUCCGAAGAGAAUAGCAAGGUCAUCCAGGCUUAUUGUAAAGAGAGCUGGCAAAAGAUAAAUGGUGAAAAACCCGUCUGCUUUGGAGCCAAAGAUAAUCAUUAUGGCUCCUUCAAUAUGACAAAGAGUGGACGAGUGGAGACAAUGAAGCUUAUUCACAGAUCAGGGUCGGUGCGCUGCAACCAUGUUACUAGUGCAUCCUACUGGGCCUGCACUUAUAAAGAAUAUGGAGAAAAUUUGAUGACAAUCAUCACAGAUGCCGAUAAGAAACCUGUCUUUCCACCUGCCGAAGAUUUCAAUAAGGAUUCCUACAGUCUUCCUGGAUAUCACCAUAAUUCAACUGAGCUGGUUUUUCGUCGCCUCGUCACUCCGUUGUCUGUUAUGAGCAACCAAGAGAUGCAGAUAUGGUACGGGCAGGAUUGGAAAGACACUUCAGAGGAAAACAACAGUGGUAAAGUUUGUGCUGACAUAUUUGCAUGGUACGCUUGAGUCUUCCCUUAUGGAGAACGUCUUUUCGUUGAUUUAAAAAUGUAAAAGGAAAAUGUUAGAUAACAAAUAAAACAAGAACCCAAGUAACAUUUUUAGAAAGACAAGCGUCAGUAUUGAGAUAAAGGGUUAAUCAUAGUAUAGGUUUGUUUCAAUGUCUGGGGACUGCUAUGUCCUUACUCUCUAUCCGUGGUAAUAGAGAAAGACAGUUGGGAUGAGAAUGUCUUUUUCUUUUUAAGUAUCGCUCAGGAACAUCCGUUUAGGUGUGAUAGUUU